This is a messenger RNA of Pseudopodoces humilis (Tibetan ground-tit), 2276 nucleotides long. It is a transcript of the gene RABGEF1, whose product is annotated as RAB guanine nucleotide exchange factor 1. Lineage: Eukaryota; Metazoa; Chordata; Aves; Passeriformes; Paridae. Gene Ontology annotation, molecular function: guanyl-nucleotide exchange factor activity; DNA binding; small GTPase binding. Gene Ontology annotation, biological process: vesicle-mediated transport. The record is from RefSeq and is a predicted model, not a curated record. Gene Ontology annotation, cellular component: cytosol; endocytic vesicle.
GGCAGCAGCGCAGCGGAGCGGCCGGGCCGGCCCCGCCGCCCGGGACAGCCGGAGGAAAAUGAGCCUGAAAUCGGAGCGCAGAGGAAUCCACGUGGAUCAGUCGGAGCUGCUGUGCAAGAAGGGCUGUGGUUACUAUGGCAAUCCUGCUUGGCAGGGAUUUUGCUCCAAGUGCUGGAGGGAGGAAUACCACAAGGCAAGGCAGAAGCAGAUUCAAGAGGAUUGGGAGCUGGCAGAGCGGCUCCAGCGUGAGGAGGAAGAAGCCUAUGCCAGCAGCCAGAGCACCCAAGGGGCACAGUCCCUGACCUUCUCAAAGUUUGAGGAGAAGAAAACCAAUGAGAAAACAAGAAAGGUCACUACUGUGAAGAAGUUCUUCACUGCUUCCUCCAGAGCAGGAGCUAAGAAGGCAGCUCAAGAGAAAACCCCUAAGCAAGGACAGCUUGGGAGGGAGAGAAAUGCUGAUAACAUUCUCAGGGAUUUGAAGGAGAUUUUUACUCCCUCCUGGGAACUGGCUUCCCCUUCUGAAGCGUUGGCUGGCAAGCUGAAAGCAGAAAUCCAGGAGGCCAAGGCUCCCAGCCCUUCCAUCCACAGGCAGGCCAGCAUCGAGACAGACCGAGUGUCCAAGGAGUUCAUAGAAUUCAUCAGGACAUACCAGAAGCCUGGCCAGGAUAUCUACAAGCAAUGCAAACUCUUCUUGGACAGCAUGAGUCACAAAAGGGAUUUAAGCAUUGAGGAGCAAUCUGAAUAUGCCCAGGACUUCUACCAAAACAUAGCAGACAGGCUGCAGACACGUUGGAAAGUGCCCCCUGAAAAAGUGGAGAAGGCAAUGGAUGAGGUUGAGAAAUACAUCAUGACUCGACAGUAUAAAUAUGUUUUUUGCCCUGAGACAACUGAUGAUGAGAAGAAAGACCUUGCUGUUCAAAAAAGGAUCAGGGCUUUGCACUGGGUGACUCCCCAGAUGCUGUGUGUUCCUGUCAGCGAGGAAAUUCCAGAAGUCUCUGACAUGGUUGUAAAGGCAAUUACAGAUAUCAUUGAGAUGGACUCCAAGCGCGUCCCUCGGGAUAAACUGGCCUGCAUCACCAAAUGCAGCAAGCACAUCUUCAAUGCCAUCAAAAUCACCAAGAAUGAGCCAGCCUCUGCUGAUGAUUUCCUGCCCACCCUGAUUUACAUCGUGCUGAAGGGGAACCCCCCUCGCCUGCAGUCCAACAUCCAGUACAUCACUCGCUUCUGCAACCCCAGCAGGCUGAUGACUGGGGAGGAUGGAUAUUAUUUCACCAACCUGUGCUGUGCUGUGGCCUUCAUUGAAAAACUGGAUGCUCAGUCUUUAAAUCUGAGCCAGGAAGAUUUUGAUCGUUUCAUGACGGGCCAGACCUCCCCAAAAAAGCAGGAAUCUGACAGUUUCUCCCCUGAUGUGUGCCUGGGGGUGAAGCAAAUGUGCAAAAGCUUAGACCUCCUCUCUCAGUUGAAUGAGAGACAGGAAAGAAUUGUCAGUGAAGCCAAGAAGCUGGAGAAAGACCUCAUCGAUUGGACUGAUGGGAUCACCAAGGAGGUGGAAGAUAUUGUGGAGAAAUAUCCCUUAGAAAUAAAACCAAAAAGUCAAGCCUUAGCAGCCAUUGACUCUGAAAACGUGGAGAAUGACAAGCUGCCCCCACCACUGCAGCCUCAGGUUUAUGCAGGAUAAUUAUCCUCAGCUAGUUGGGAGGGGAAGGAAAUUUAAGGCUUGAAAAAUACAGAAAGAGCUUAAAUCAGUACAUUUUUAAAGGUAAUUUUGGGGUUUUUUUGCUUUUUUUUUUCUUGGUUAAGUGUAAUGAAUUGUAUUUAUUUUAGUCUUGUAGAUUUCUAUUAGGCUUUGGUGGGUUUUUUGAACUGAAUUUCGAUUUUCUACGCAAACUGGUGUAAUUUUUAAGCAACACUAGUCCAUUGACAUCUCUCCUGAAAGCUUCCUUCUAAGCAUGCACUUGUUUUUAAUAAUUAGUUUAACUUGAAGCCAAGUUCCAGCAGGAAAAAAAGGUACCAAUGUUUAGUCUGAACUUAUUCUGUAGCUGUAAAGAUGAACUAUAUAUUGUAAAAUAUGUAAAAUUGUAAAUAGAUUUCAAAUCUAAUGUCCCAACCGUGCAUGAGCUCGUGUGUGAGUGAAAAUGAUCUCAGAAUAUUCAUUUUAGCACCUUUCACUUCCAUCAUGUUGCAGUAAAAAGGCAAAAAAAAACCUGUUGGAGUUUGGAUAACCUGGAGGGGAGAACUGAGGAAUGACAGAGGAUGUUGUUGGAGUGAUUUGCAAA